Messenger RNA from Teleopsis dalmanni, 1512 nucleotides. Its product is annotated as calmodulin-like. Gene Ontology annotation, molecular function: calcium ion binding. NCBI's taxonomy places the organism in Eukaryota, Metazoa, Arthropoda, Insecta, Diptera, Diopsidae. Bases 50 to 472 code for a protein of 140 amino acids. The transcript is spliced from 3 exons. Gene Ontology annotation, cellular component: myosin II complex. The record is from RefSeq and is a predicted model, not a curated record.
UUCAAAAAGUACUGUCUGGGCUUAAAAAUGUUAAAACCCACCUAAUAAAAUGGAAAAUAAUCUAUCUGACAAACAAAUUGCUAUGCUGAAGGAAUAUUUUGAUACGUUUAAAGACUCCAACAGUGGUAACAUAACGCUGGAAUCCUUGUUAACUAUUAUGACUUGUAUGGUGCCUAUGAUAACCGAAGGAGCUGUUGUUAAGUUAUUUACGAACUUUGACUACGACAGAAAAGGAACACUUAACUUUAACGAACUCAUAGAGUGUAUGAAACAGAUUCUGAGUCAAGCUGACCCAAUAGAGGACUUUUCCAGGGAGUUUAAGAAAUUUGACAAAAACAAAAAUGGCUUUAUUACCACGCCUGACCUUCGACGGGUUAUCAUCAAUCUGGGUUUAGCUUUCAUAGAUGAUGAUAUAGAAUGCAUGAUUGCCGAAGCCGAAGCCGAAGCCGAGGCCAAGGACGGGCGACUUUAGGUUAAUUUGGUAUAAUUUGGACAAAAAAACGUACCAACCAAGUACUUCAACUAAAGCGGAAACUACUCAGCACUACAGUAUUUGUGCUGACGGGUCAAUGCAUAAUAGGUAGGCAGGCAUACUUUGAGACUAGGUUUUAAAGCAUGAGGACGAGGAGGUCAGUUGCCCAUCAUUAGAUAAGAGAAGAUCAAAAAUCUUAGCGGCUCCUUCUUUACUGAUCUGAGUGCCUUUUUUCCAGCGUUGACCAUACACUAACCUUCUACUUUAUGUACGAACCAACACUAUUCCUGUGGUAUCAUUAUAUGACUGUUGUAUAUAUUUGAAAUAGUUGCUUCUCGGCUAAAAGCAUCAGAAUGCAGCUUAAGUUAUGAUGAAGCUUCUAUUUUUUGUGGAUAUAUCAACAAACAACUUCAUAGUCUUCUGGGCAGCAAAAAUCCACAACUAACUACCAAAAGUACGUUGCAUUCUCAACAAGUUAGUGUAUAAUGUGUCAUUGGUCAGAAGAUAUGUUCAGCUCUUGCUUUUUGAAAAUGGUGAAGAUGUAACACAAACCAUCAAUUCUAAUCGCUAUAUAAUAAGUCCUAAUUUCUUAUUUUACAUGGUGACCCACCGUGUGGGGUUGAUACCAUGGUGUAAUGUCAGGAAAUGUAUCCAGAUAAAGCACCUAUAAACGCCCCAUUGGAGUAAAUUAAGCCAAAGCAGUUUAAAUAGGUGCCGUUCCUCAACAAAGAAGAAGUUAUAUUCAUGCCAAAGUACAUAAGAACAAAUGACAUCCUCAGGAACCUCAAGAUUGAUCCGAUCAAUAAUAAAUGGACCAACACCGCGUUAUCAAAUCUCAGAUUGGUAACAGGCUCUGAGAGUCCAAUUUCUCUAUGCUCUGAGAAAAUAUAUUUAUUAAGUGUUGGCCAAGCUUUUGUUUAUUAUUUGUAAGCAAGACGUAAAAAAAUAAUGUCAGAUGGAUAUGUACUAUAAGAUGUUAUUUCCCACUUAAUGGUAAGGGAAAAUUAUAUUUUUAAAUAAAAAUUCGAUAGAAAUUUUAA